Symbiodinium natans is the source of this 978-nucleotide messenger RNA. NCBI's taxonomy places the organism in Eukaryota, Dinophyceae, Suessiales, Symbiodiniaceae. The record is from the annotation of a GenBank genome assembly.
AUGGCUCUUGCAUGUGCAGGACUUUCAAGCACCCAGCUGCAGGCCGCAGUAGAAGACGAGAAUACCAGCCAGGCUUUUAUAGACAAGGUGUGCCAAGACACCCGCAAGAGGGCUGCAGAAGCCACCGUGUGGCAGUGCACCGAUGCCCGGGAGCUCGACUUUGCUUUCUUUACCCCCUUUCCACGUCCUCGCAUGUUGCUGCACCAAGCUAUGCCAGUCAUAUGGUUGACUCAGCUUGCGCUGUGGCCAACGUUGCUGUCCAAGUUCCUUCAGAUGAUCCGCUGCGUGCCAAUGCGGGAAGACUUGUUGCAGGAAACGAAGUCUGUACAGCGCUUGGCUUUGCAUCCAGACGUGAAGUGCUGGAAGGAAGAUCACUUUGCUUUGGUCGCAGUUGCCUUCACAGGAUUAUCUCUGUGGUGCGUGGGUGUUCCCUUAUUGCUCUUUAUUCAGAUCUGGAAACUGAAGGAUCGACAAGAUGCAAACAACUACCGUAGGUACGGCUUCUUCAUCCGAGGUCUAGAGCCAAGAUACUGGUAUUGGGACAUUCUUGUGAAGAGGGCAGACACCUGUUUGAUGCUAUUGGUGGCGAACACAUCUAUAGCGGAUGACAACAAUGCCAAGUUGCUCCUAUUUCCGUUGAUUUCUGGGCUAAUGCUCGCAAUCAAUAACUGGUACAAGCCUUAUUCAAACGGCCAGGCCCAGAUUUUGGACUACAUUGAAUUCAUCCUGCUGCUCACAAGGUUUGUACUCUUUAGCAGCGUUUCUGCGUUGCUUAUCUUCUUCCCCGGAGAAGAAGCUGUUUCCGUUGUGGGCGGGCUCCUGCUUGGGAUGCUUGGCGCUUCCGCAUUUUACGCCGGUCUACAGACUUUGGCGCAAGCAUUGCGCAGUUCCGCAGGUCUCAGCAGCGAGCAACACCACUUCCACGGGAAAGAGGACACAUGUAGCUUCAUGUUACGUUCCUGGAACUGUGCACAGUAG